AAAAGUUUCCGCCUUGAUUGUUACUCGUGAGGGCAACGAGAACGUUUAAUAAAGUAACCAGUCUAAAUAGAAAACUCGAGAAAGAUGAUUAAAGGAAUAUUGUUGUCGUUAAUCACUGAAGUAUAUGCAGGAUCAUGCUACUAUGAACAUAUGAACGUGUUCACUCCAAAACCGUUUGAAUUCUAUACAAAUACAACGACGCAUUAUGAGUACUGUCUUGCUGGAUGUUGUGGCGCCUAUAAACGUGGUGGUAUUAAUCAGUGCUGUGACUCUACUGGUGCUACAAUUGGAAUUCUGAUUGCUUUGGUUCUCUUCGUUGGACUGGUAGUCACUGCUGGUUUCGUGUAUAGACAAAAACGACGUAGACUUUUACUUGUAAAUGAUGUGUCGUCUGAACGAGACAGAUUAGUGAAACCAGGUUCACCGUCGAAUCUGUCAACAGAUGGUCAAAAGCAGUAUCAAAGUCACGGAAUAACACAUGAAACAUAAUUUGGAACUGAUAAUGAGAGCCCGUCACAAUAUAUAUUGCGAAUGCGUCUGCAAAGAAGACCUUGCAUUGCUUAGUUUUCAGCUGUUAUUAAAAUACAACAACUGCUUUCUCCACAAUUGUUUCGUUGUUUUAUUUUUCCUUGA
Messenger RNA from Mytilus trossulus (common blue mussel), 633 nucleotides. RefSeq lists its product as uncharacterized. The coding region runs from base 85 to 489 and encodes 134 amino acids. The record is from RefSeq and is a predicted model, not a curated record. The transcript has 3 exons. Lineage: Eukaryota; Metazoa; Mollusca; Bivalvia; Mytilida; Mytilidae.